UAUUAUAUGGAGAAACUAUUUAAAUUUUUUUUAAGUAUAUACAUAAGUAUAAUGUUGGGGGUUUUGAUUUAAAUGCCCAAAGUUAUUAUUUUGAUCAAUAUGGCCAUAAUGGAAAAUGUUAUACAAAACGCUAAUUUUGAAGCGCUCUCACACUGGAAUAAGUUGAACAUCUCUUUAUUUCCGAAUGUUGACGCUGUGACUUUGAAGUUGUAGAUAGCGUCUAUCUUGGAACCAGCAUCAACAACUCAAAAAAUGUCAGCAGCAGAAUCACUCUUGCCAAUAUAUGGCAAUUGAAAGUAAAGUCCUCUCUCGACGAACCGAAACCAAACUAUUUGGUUCAGAAGUGUGGAAGAUGUCGACAUCUCAUAGGACACUACUAAGAGUUUUCGAGACAAAGGUUUUGUGGAAGAUUUAUGUGGCAAACUUAAUAUCGAAUUGUUCGAAUAUAAUGAAUAGAUUAUUUUCAAAUUUGGUAUCUCAUUAACCGAUCUCUGUUGUAGGUCGUGAAAUUAGUUGCAUGCUCGAGAUAUUUAUAUUAAAAUCUAGGUAAUUAAAUCAAAUAAUAUAUGUAUGAUAUAAAUAAGCUCAAUAAAAAAGUAAUCACAAAAGUUAAGUAUUGUGAGGAAUUCCACAAACCUGGUGGGCGCUAUUGAAGCGAUGGGACCCCUAUUCGGAUAUAUAGAUCCAAAGUCCUUUAACGGGCGUCUUCUGAUUUCUCUGCAAUAUAGAAUCAGGUUCACAGGAGUUUACGACUCCAUCUCGCAAAAGCUUCCUUAAGGGGCUGUACCCAUAUUUAAUAGGUGGCCAAGUAAAAAUAAAAACCUAUUUCGCCAUGUGGUCUUUUUACCCAUUAUUCAAUGUUUGGGAUCAGUCGGAAUGUGCAUUGUCUAUUUCAACUGACUUCCAAUUAUCUUUGCCAUCUCUUUACACCCUAUGCUCGAGUAUUUCCUUUUAUGGUUUUGGUUGGUAAAACCUUUACAGGCUAAAUAGAAAAAAAAACACGUUUGAUUAAAAGCAAUGAAGAAUCUUUAAACUCUUAUCUCUGGUAUGGGAUCUAAUUCUAUCUUACCAAAAUAAAUGUAUGUGGAUAUGUGUAUGUUUGUUUAUAUUUUGCACGAAUUACGUCAUCAGAUGACUCCACUACUCCCAAAAUAUUGCCUAAUAUAAGAAGAAGCAUAUUUUAAAAAAAGAAAGAAGAAUAAUAAUAAUUGUAAAUAUGUCUAUUUUGCAACUAUAAAUCAUAUAUACAAAAGUUGCAAAAUAGCAUAACCAAAUACCAUGAUCGUGUAUAUACAAACACACAUUUAUGUAUAUAUAUAAACGAAUAAACGUUCUUGGUAUCGUAUUACCUAAAUAUUAAAUUGAUUACUUAAGUUAUGCCGGGUCGUUGACAGUAAUAAUGAAAUGUCGAAUCAGCACAACGGCCCUAAGCAAAUUACGCUAAGCAUAGUUUAAGAAUGAAAUAAUAAUUUAAUAAAGAACCUGACGGUAAACCGCACAGUACGGUGAAAGCUCUUUCAUUCAAAAUAAAACAUUUUCUGUGCCGUCGCAGAAAACGUAACUCACGCGACAUGGAGUUAUUUUUAAUUCAUUAUAUGUGCGUAUUAUGGUGGAAUGAUUUUAAUAAUUUUGGAUUUAUGUUUCGGUAUACCUGUAGAAAGUUGCUGUUUUAGGAAAAUAUUAACCAUAAGAAAAAUCAGCAAUCUCUUGCUAUGUUUAGAUGUGCCCCCAACGACUUGAAGUUUUGAAAAUUUAUGCCAAAUACUCAUACAUUCGCAAACAUUUUAUAAACGUUAUUUGAUGUUCUAAGCAAUGUUAUGUUAGAGUAAGAUAUAAAUAAAUGAAAGCAUAUGUGUAUAUCACUCUUUAACCAUAUUAUAAUAACAUAGCUACGUUCCGCACUUUAAUUUCACAUUCCUAAUUCCACACUACAAAACUUAGAAAUAUGUCUCAAGUUAAAACACGACAAAUGACAAGGUGUCCUGUCUUUGGUUUGCCGAAGAAGUUACCUGUUUCUCAUUUUCCUACGACCUGACCUGAUGAAAUGUUAUCUGUUCAUAAAAUAUGAUUUGAAGCCCGAUAAAACAACAAAGAAGCCAACAGUUCUUUAAAUAUCUGAAAGAUUAGCGGGUGUAGUUCUAAAAAUAUGGCAAACAUUUUCACUGCCAGCUGUAAGUGUAAAAAUAAUUGAUUCGUUCCUACCACGACAAAUACAGGAGCUUUAAACUUUAUGUUAGUUACCAAGAAAAGAUUAGAACAUUUUUUCAGAGUCCCAUAGAUUAUUUGAUACCUGCAACUGCAAGUGCAAAGGAAUUGUUUCUGUUUUAAAGGGUGCCGUGUUGACAAGGAGGAAGUAAGUUUCUUACUCGAGCAAAGAUCAACCAGAAAAAUGAUGAUAGGCGGUGUCGAUUUAGUUUAAACUGUGAAGAAUAAGAAAAAACAAGAUAGAAAAGAAAAAAGUUUAUCGCGUAACACGUAGGCAUACUAUUUUGCCAAACCGUGUUGUUCUUGUUCUUUCGCUAAUAAUUUUUCAAUUGAAAGCAGCAGCUCAUGUGAUAGUUUUUUCGCACAAUCUAGUCCUAACCAAAAAGACCCACAACAAGGCAAGUGAAAAUUAUCACCAACUCUGAAAAAAAAAACAUUAAAUUUACCGUCAUUAGCCCUUGCUUGUAAUCGUACUGAGGUCUCCGACAGAGCCGCUGCAAUUAUAGCUUCUUCUUUCUUAAAAGACAUUGGUAUUGUUUCGUGGAGCGACUCAAGUUGUGUUAUUGAUCGUUCAAAGUUGCCCCGUGAAAGAACUAAGGUCAGUUCAAUUUUACAAGAAGCGUUCUGCAAUAAAAUAUUUCGUGGUUUGUAUUUUAAUGGAAGGAAGGCUAAGACUUUGGUUCGUAUUGAUAAAGAAGGGAAAUUUUACAGAAAACGACAAAUAGAAGAUCAUUAUGUGUUUUUACCGGAACCAGGAAGCAACUAUUUUGGUCAUGUAAACUGUGAGUCGGAGACUGCUAAAAAUAUUAAAGACACCAUAUUAUUAUAUUUGAAAUAUAAGUCGUUAAAUGUGAGUGAAUUAGCUGUUGUUGGGUGCGGUGCAACUAUAGUGAAUGCAGGUUUCAAAGUGGUUUAUCUGUGAAUUGCAUUCAAAUGAGUUACCACUACGUCAUCUUUGAUUACAUUUAGACGGAAAAACUAUAGGACCAUAAUGCUUUUCAGGCGCCAUCGGAUCUCAAUUACAAACUUGUCAAAAAAUGCCUGAAGUAACUAGAGAAGAGCUUAGUACCGACCAAAAGUAUUUAUACGGCAUAGUGACCACUAUCAACACUGGAAUAUUUUCUUCUGAUUUAGCUAAUAUGGAAGCUGGAACCCUUCUAGAUGACUAACAACAGCUAAUCGAAUUCUAAGGUUGUAUAGUUGUAGUAUUAGUCAACUACGCUAUGAAAGUUUAUGGACUAGUGCGUUUUACAAUAAAAUUUAAUUCUUCAUGCAUUAACGGAGCCAUAAACAUAUGGCAAACCAUUAACCUAAGUCGUUAUUUGAGUUCCGAUAAGAAAGCUAUCGUUGGCAAAGUAAUCCAACGAAAUGGAUAAUUUGGCCACUCAGAAAUUCUUCUCAUUGCCAAGCUUGAUGAUGUCAGAGAGAUUAUAAAAGAUCUUGCAAUACGAAGAAUUGUAAAGGAAGAUCAGAGAAUACUCGAAGACUUCAAACGUUUAAAGUAGCUACAUUCAACUUCGUUGCCACAGAUUACACUGAGAUUAUUGAAGUUAUACUUCUUAUACGAGUUCGGAAAAGGUUGCGUUAAAUGCAAGUUGCGCAACCUUGCUCAAUAUGAAUAUAACGCAACCUUGUCUGCGAAGAUGUUCGAGUAGCAAGGGAAGCGGUAACAAUCGGCGAUCGUUUCUUUCGGCACAGCUCGGCUUUUCUACCAACAACACAAUGUUGCCAUGCUUAUGCUGUUGUUGAUUUUGUAGAACAAUGUUUCAAGUUUUGGUUGGUGACAUAUUCACAUGUGUGCGCAUAUGUUUGUUUGUAUGCUUGUGCAUUAUUGAAGUUAUACUUCUUUUUCUUUCGUUUGUCUUUCAUUUCUGCGAAUUCUCAACUAUUUUGUGUAACUUUUGGUUGAAAUACUCUGCGUUGGCCGUUGAAAAAUUAAGGCUAUACUUAACAGGAUCAUUUCUGUAGUUAGUCUUUAUUUACAUUUUUUGGAAAUCGACCCGCGAUGACGAGGUAUAUCGUUUUAUCUGACAUCGUGAGGUUUAUGAACUUCAUUUCUAGUUUUGUCUUGUGGCAUAUUAGAAAUGAUGUUUCUUCGUAAAUCGCUCAAUUACAACGGAUAAAACCACUUCUGAGUGGCGAUUUUAAUGAAUAAAUUCCAAGGUUUUUACACAAAAAUAAUGCAGUCAAUAAGUACAGUACGCUUUAUGUAUGCUUGCGCAUUAUUUUUCUUUCAUUUGUCUUUCAUUUCUGCAAAUUCUCAUGGUGACAUAUUCAUAUGUGUACGCAUAUGUCUGUAUGUUUGUAUGCUUGUGCAUUAUUUGUUUGGCAAUGUAUGCAAAUAUAAGUACAUAUAAGUAUGUAUGAAUGUAUGAACAUGCAAGUCAAUGCGCGCACAUGUAAUAAGUAUAUUGAUAAGUGAUGAAAAUAUGAUUUCAAUUUCUGAACACGCACAUGCGUAUACAUACGAGGUGUAACGUUGUCCUUUCAUGGGCCUCUUCAGUUUAGGGAACAAGAAAGUCACAGUCACAGGGGGCCAGAUCUGGGGAAUACGGUGGCUGCGGCAUCAUUACUGUGUUGUUUUUGGCCAAAAAGUCGCGCACAAGUAACGAUACAGGUUCUUUGAUCUAUUUUUUUGAAUAGGUAAAAAUCGAAGACGAUCCAAAACACGUGCAAGCAAAGCAGCUGUCAACAAUUAAAUGAACAUUCAAAAUGGCCGAGCUUGUCGCCAUAAGUGAGAGACAUGAGUACCAACAUAACGCCACAAAAAAUUCGGAAUUCGAAUAAACGUAACCCGCGAAAAUUCAAAAUUCGCUAUACUUUUUGAACACACUUCGUACACUCAUAUGAGCAUGUGCAGAUACACAAGAUAGGAUAGAAGACGUAUGCCUUUUAACAUCGCAUACUAUACAAAUAAAUAUUUUGCUUAUAUAGAAAAUACUAUUGAAUUUGGGCUGUGCAUCAGUGAAAUCAAUCGAGUCCAUUCGAUUGUCAGCCUAGUGGACUGCAUAUUAAGAAACGGUUCUCAAGCGUGAAAAGACAAAAAAAUCGGCUGGCAAGGUUAUGGCAUCAGUCUUUUGGGAUUCCCGUGGUAUAUUAUUCAUCGAAAUGAGCCAGUUUUAAUUCAUUGCAUUGUGUGUUUGAUUGCAGUUCUAUUCUACCAUUCCUAAUAUUUAGCAAUUUUAAUAUUUUUCAGGAAGGAUCAGUUUGAAAUUGUACGCAUAUAUGUAUUCAUCGUUCCCGCUUAAAUAUUGCAUUGCUCUGUGCAAUGUUUCGAAAAGAUUUCUGUAUAUCUCAAAUUUUAAUAGACCUUUUUAUCAACACUUCAGUUAUGCAACCAUUUUUUAUGCCAGACCUUUUGCAAUUGUAAAUUGCCUGUCAAGAUACCCCCUCCAAUAGUUAGCAGGUAUGAAGAAAAUGUUAUAGCUACCCAUAGAUGUAUUGAAUGACCCAGUUUAUUACUUAAGAACGAACAAGUCCACAAUAUGAAAACUUGAUCUACAGAUGUCGCCUUUUACCUUGCCAUUGUUUUGUUUAUUGCACGUUUACGCCAAUUUAAGGUUUGAAUAUUGAAUUCUGCGAUGAUACCGCCAUCCAUCGGUCAAACAUUUAAAAUUAGCAAUUAAUUACAAAUGAAAUAUUAAUUUAACAAAACAUUUUCCAGUAGACCAAAUUGUAAAUCUAAACCAUUCUCGAAUCUCCUUGAACAUACACACAAAAUUUCAUCAAAAUCGGUCCAUCCGUUAGGAGCAGUUCAAAUGCAAACACACGGUCAGAAGAUUUAUAUAUAUAAAGAUUAGUAAGAAAAAUAUUUAUUUGUAUAGUAUACGAUGUUAAAAGCAAAAAAUUAAAAAUUUAUUCUUUCGAGAUUCGAACCUGUGUUAGCAUCUAGACUUUCCAAGCGCUUACCACCAACACCACCAUUGACACUUAGGUUGCCUUGCCUUAAGUAUGGUGUGGUUAUGCAUGCAAGAAACAUACGAUGGUUCUAAUAAUUUUGUUUAAGUAUAGAAAUAUGCUUUUGUAGAACAUUUGCUUUCGCAAACAUACAGACAAAUGUGCAAACGACAUAAUAUAUGCUUGUAUGAUUGUUUCGCAUUUUGCUUCUGAAUAUCACUAAGAAGUAUAACUUCUUCCGCGCGUAGGGACUCCACGCACCCUUUUUUUAUGGGCAAGACUGUAAUAUAAUUGAGUCACCCCUAACUUUGAAUAUGUCUGAUGAAACCUUGAAAGACGUUGUCAAAAACGGUCUUAGUACGUGUCAGAAUAUUACAGAUUUUUUAUGCCACACCCAAGCUGUGGAGCGCUGCAUUAAGUUGGUAACAGAAGCAUAGAGUGCAAUUUGUGGGGAAAAUAAACGAGAUGGUUUCAUUAAGCCAAGUCUGCUAUCACGUCAACGAAUGCCUCAUUUCAAUACAAAAAAAAAACAGUUUGAUUUUUAAUAAGUAUUUGAGGUAAUGUAAGAGAAUAUUUUUAGUAAUAAAUGCUUAGAAUGUCAUUUUUUUGUUUUACUAAAAUGUUUGACUACUGGGGCACCUCAAAACAUUAAGCCAGCUGUUUGAUAUUUUGCAUGUUUGUUUUAUAUAUUAAAAGGCAAUUUUUCACAGCUAUGCCGUUAAAAAACAAAAUAAAAAAUUCUCCAUACGUUAUCGCUCCACCUUAAUACGUAUGUAUGUCAUAUCCACCUUAAUACGUAUGUAUGUCAUAUGUAUACUGUGUGUGGGUAAUGACAUUAAUGACCCUCAAACUCCGAUAAAGGAGCUGUUCAGAUUUCUGAACAGUUCCUAACGGCUACAAAUAAGAUAUUUUUGUAAAUAUGUAUAGAAACAGAUAUCAUCGUACAAAUAUUUAUGUAUGUUCAUUAUCGCCAGCACAUACGAAUGUAGUCUGAAACGUAGAUACAUAUGUAUUUGUUUCUAUCAUUUCGGGUAUAUUGAUUAGAGACUGUAAUAUUUAAAGUAUGCAAUGUAAAGGAUCGCAAAAUAUCCUAAAAUAAUAAAAGAUAAGAAGUAGUUGUGUAUAUCGAUGGGAACACUUAUGUUUAAGAUAUGUGUACAUACUGUCGGUAUGUACAGUGGAUUAGUAUUAAGAUAUGUGUAUGUGCUUUGCAUGUGGUGCAAAAUAUGUAUAUUAAUAAAGGAGCUCUAGGCAACUAGAACCUAGUACUAUUUUAUUUCAUUUUAUUAAAUCGGCCUUCCUACUUAAAAUUUUUCGUCUCCGUAAACUUCACAAAUUUCAUUGGUGGCUUGUAUUUUUUCUGCAAUAAACCACUUCACAUCUUACCAAGGUAAGAACAUUUUUAAUUUUUUAUUUAUUUCAUAUACAAUUAUUUAUUUUGUUUUUGGGAGAAUGGAGAACCAAAUAAAAUUGGCGAAAGAGCUGUAAAAACUUCAUUUUAAAUCCAUGAGUAUGGAUAUAAAUGAAGAAUUAAGAAAUUUAGAGAAACUCCAAGAUAGUUUGGACAAAAAAUGGUCAGAAUUUCAACGAAACCAUUUAGAAUUGUCUAAAGAUCCCAAAAAUAAAAAAAGAUAAUUAUUUUAAAAAUGAUGUAGAAGGGACGGUAGGUACGCUUUAUUUUACUGAUAACGUGAUACUGUGCUUGAAUGCACAAAAAUGAAGAGUUAACAAGUAAAUUCUAUGAUUUAAGAAAUAGAUUUUACAAACUCAAAUUAAAAUCUAUUAGCAAAAAAAUGCUGCCAAUUUUACGUUGCUUCAAGUUGACAUUCCCAGUUUUUCAGGAGAUUACGCUCAGUGGCAAACUUUUAAAGCAUAAAAUGUGUAUUUUAAAAACUAAAUCAAGAGGAUCGGCUACAAGUUGUAUUGCAAAUCUGCCUUCAACCUCGACAAAUUUUUCAGUAACGAAUUUUUCAGUUAACGAAAAAUGUACUAAUAAAAGGUUACUCGCAAAUACUUAUUUCAAACAAAUUUCUGAAAGUACACAAGAAUUGGAAAGCUUCAGUUUGUCUGCAGAUAAUUUGUUACAAGCUUUGUGCAAAAAUUAGACAACAAUGUAAGACUUAUGUAGGUAUGAAAAAUCCCUUAAAAAUACCUACCUUAAAUUCACUACAGUCGUUUCUGAAUCAUGAAGGGAAUGCACUAGAACCAGCAGAAGCCUCAAAAACAUUACCAAAAUUUCAAAAUGCAGAAUUUAAAUGCAUAAUGGGAAGUAACAUCUCAUACAAUAUAUUUUAUUGUUAAAGCUCUUUCUACCCAGGACAAAUGGCACGCAGUAAUGAAAAACAAAUUAUGCACCAAAUGUCUUAAAACAGAGCACAAUAUAAAGGAAUGUAAAGGCGAAAGUUGCCUCACAUGUCAAGGAAACCAUCAUUUAUGGCUCCACAAAGACAAAUCCUUUAAAGCAAAAAGCACAGUAAUAAACAAUACGAAAAAUGGGAGAUUAAAAAGCGUUUCUAUACAUGUCCUUCUAACCACAGCAAUUGUUGGUAUAAAAGGCCGUGAUGGAAGAAUAAUAAAGGCACGUGCCUUACUAGAUAAUGGGUCUCAAGUUCACCUUAUAACCAAAGAACUGAAAAAUAAAUUAUUAUUGAAGGGGUUGGACGAAACAAGAUCAAUAUAAAAGAAAGAGUUAGUCUUCAAUUAAAAUCAAUAAUAGAUCCUUUCGAGACAAAUUUAGAAACCAUUGUGGUACAAAAUAUUGUGUCUCAUUUUCCCACAAAAUUCAUUAAAGUUAAAAAAAUUCCAGAGGAUAUAAAACUAGCAGACCCUUCAUUUAAUGUGCCAGGUAAAAUUGAUUUACUAUUAGGUGAGGGCAUUUUUUGAAUUGUUAAAAGAAAAAAAAAACAACUAUUGAAAAUAUAAAUUACAAACUCCAGAACAGUGGGUCUGGGUGGUUGAUGUAUGGAUCAACUAACAAAAGCUCCAAUUUAGCGCACUUGUGACAUAUUUAGAUGAAAAACGAGAUAAUCAACUAAAAAAGUUUUGGAAAAUAAAAUCCCUUGAAAAUAGAUAUCUUAAUAAAACUAAAAAAGAAACACAGUACGAGAAAUACUUUCGUAAUAAUUUAAAAUUCUCUGCAGAUAGUAAAUUUACUACAGCUUUUCCAUUCGAAAAGGACAAUAUAAGCCUAGGAGAUUCUUCUUCACAACCAAAAGGAAGAUUUAUCUCUCUAGAUAGAACACUUAAAAAUAAUAAACCACAAAAAAGAAGUAAAUGCCAAGUUCCUUGUGAAAAUAUUAACACUGGGACAUUGGUACUUUUUAAAGAAAAAAAUAUUCCACCAUUGCAGUAUAAGAGAGGACGAAUUGAAAACGUCAUUUUAAGCCAAGAUUGCAAAUGUAGGAAAUGUAGACGCAAGGAUAAGCAAUGGCACAUCGUAAAGAGCGAUGCACAAUGUUUAUCCUUUUCCUACUAAAGAAAAAAUACGUAAACAAUAAAGAGAGACGCGGUCGACUUGAACUAAAAAACAAGAAAAAUAAAAAUAUUAUACUUAUUUUGUUAAGCUUACUUAUAGUUUUACCAAGUUGUAAAUGUUUAAAUAUAAAAUAUUAAAAAAUAUGUUCUGGAGUAUUUUCUCAAAAAAGAAACUAUGUUGGAUUGACCAGGACAGCGUAGGAUAUAAUUGUUCACAUCGAUUUAUCAAUACUCGGUCGAAAGGCACCAAAUUUCAAAUUCCUUAAAACAUUUGGAAUACAUAUUCAACGAUAUUUGAAAAGAAUUUAGUGAACUCAAUGAUUCAGCAGCUGCACAACAAAUACUUAUUGAACAGCUUCACAACAUCAUCGCGUUUACAGGGAGGAGGAUGAAAAGGAAGACCAGGUCAGUGUUGCCCUUCAAAGGAUCAUUGGAUCAUUAUACUACUCCUUGUUUGACCUGAUGAAUGAAGAUUACUUAUGGUGUAUUGAACAGACCUUACUGUUCUCAGAUGGUCAGCUCUUGAGCUUGAUUCUCGAUAAUAGUAGUGAUUUGACCAACUUAGUGCAUGAAAAGUUCCCACGAACCCGAAGGGAAACAACCGGUGUACACAAUUUGUAUGAAAUUGUGAAGAAGAGAUGUCUCGGUGUGCCAGCCAUCAACGUCAACGAUUCGGUGACCAAGAGUAAACUCUAUAAUCUGUAUGGUUAUCUCGGGUCGCUAAUUGAUGGUAUUAAACUUCCCACCGAUGUGAUGAUUGCUGGCAAAGUGUGCUGCGUUGCUGGUUAUGUGAUAUUGGCAAAAGUUGUGCAUAAGCUUUGUGUAGUUUCGGCGAAAUCGUUAUUGUCACCGAAAUCAAUUCUAUCAUUGCUUUGCAAGCGGCAAUGGAAGACUAUGAAGUAACCACCAUGGAGCAAGCAUACAAAGAAGCUAUCAUAUUCGUAACAACAACUGGUUGCACGGACAUUAAUUACUGGCGCACAUUUUGAACACAUGCCCGGCGAUGCGAUCGUUUGUAAUAUUGUUAAUUUCUUUUGUGAAAUCGACGUCGCAUGUUUGAAUGUCAAUGCCAAGGAAAAGAUUAAUAUUAUAACAAACCCCAAGUCGACCGUUAUACACUGUCCAAUGAUAAUCAUAUUAUUUUGUUGGCCAAAGGACGUCUGGUAAAUUUGGGCUUCGCGCACGGUCAUACCAGCUUGAGACGUUCAACUCGUUCAGAAAUCAAGUGGUGGCACAAAUCGAUUUGUGGACCAAGGCUGACAAAUACAACGUAGAUGUGCCUCUGUUGCCGAAAAUACCUGAUGAAGACGUCGCCAGCCAACACUUGGAGAAAUUGGGUAUACGAUCUGAAAAGUUCCGUGAUUAAAUUCGAAUCCUUGGACUUUGAAUGACAUCAUAUUAUGCAUUACGGCAGGAAUACUGGCAACCUAAUCCUUUUAUCAUCGUAACAAUAGUUCUUCGACACAUCUGUAAUCAGCAAGGCACGCAUAUCCGAUAGGUGAAUAUAAGUUAUGAAAUUAAUUAUUAAUAUUAGUAAAUUAAAAUUAUAUUAAAAAAUUAAAAUUUAGUACAAAAUAGCUUAUAGGAGAAAAUUAUUAAGAGUUUGAUCUGCCAAUCUUGUAAAGAAAAAUGUAGUUAAAAUGCUCAAACUUUAUAAAUACUUUAAUUAUUUUGAAGUGUAAACACUUCAACGUGGACAUUAUGUUCAGAUUUCUGAAUAGCUCCUAACUGCUACAAUUGCAAAUAAGAUACAUAUUUUUAUAAAUCUGUAUCGAAACAGAUACAAUAUCAUAUUACAAAUAUUUAUGUUCAUUAUCGCCAGCACAUACGAAUCUAGUCUCAAACGUAGAUAUGUAUUUACAAAUACUCAUUUCUAUGAAUGAAAAUGAAUAAAAAUUCAUGAUCAAAUAUAAUAAUGCAAUAUAUUAAAAUAAAACAAGUAAGGAAGAACUAAGUUCGGGUGCAACCGAACAUUUUAUAUUGAAUAUAUUUGAGAAGGGGGUAGUGCCGACCAGAUUUUAUCUAUUUUUGAUCAUCCCACAUACUACAAUAUGCCACAUACUCAGAUACUCCCUCGGUUUCAUUUAGGUACCUUACAUACAAUCAGCAAUCAUAUGGAGCAAGGUCAAGUGGAUGUCCGAAAAUCUUGGUAAUAGUUAUAUAGGUGGGGGGGUUGUGUUGGUAGGGUCAAGUUUUCGCGUAUUUAUUUUAGGCGCAAAGAUACACUGUUAUGAAUAAAUAAUCUUCUGCAAUUUUCAUUGAAACUUGACUCAAAUAUUGGCGGAUAUAUCCAAGAUAAAGUGACCUAGAAGUUCUAAAAUCUUUAUAUUAGGUAUAUGGGGGCUCAGGAAAGUAUUGAUCCGAUUCAAACCAUUUUUUGACACAAUGAAAUACUAUUGUCAGUAAAGGAUUCUGUGUGAAUUUCAAUUUCACGUCUCACACAUUAACCGAUAUUUUCUGUAAAAAAUCAACUAUUGGUAUCGGGUUCACAUAUUCGGUACCUAGGGCUUGUACAGUUGUGGUUGGAUUUAGACAAUUAUUGGUCAAAAGGUGGCUUACUUUAAGGGAAUUAUUGCCGCAAAAUUUUAUUCCGUUAUAAGCUUAGUACGCAGCUGUCAAGAAACGUAAAAACUUCAUAUAAAAAAACGCUUAAGAAACGGUCAAGAAACUUUCCUACGAUAAAUUUACUUGUGCUAGUACGCAGCUCUCAAGAAAUCUAGUACUCAUUUUUAAUACUUUUUUUCAAUAAAAUGUGAAUAUGGCAAAUCUGGUUUUGCGAAGAAACAUCAAAUCAACAAUUGUUUCUUAAAGGGAAUUCGAAGUAAUCGUCAAAUUCAUCCUAAAUUAGUUGAAGUCAUUAUUCCAUUUUGAAAUGUUGUAUAAAACUUACCAAUCAUCAACAACAUUCCUUAAAUCUCAAUGAAAAUAUUUAUUUUACCAUACACAUACAUACAUACAUACAUAAUACGACCAAGUUUGUUUACUUUGUUUAUUCUCUCUUGCUCUUCUAAUGUGGAUCAUUACAAUGCGUAACCAGCUGUCAAAAUUACUUGAGAAAUAAUGUAUUUUUUUCUUGAGGAAUUACUUGAGAGCUGCGUACCAACCUAUAUCAAUUAAUUCUUUAUUUGUGUACUAUAAAGUGAAAGAAUCAAAUGGAAUUUUAAAUUGUGUUAUAUGGAAAGUAGGCGUGGUUGUAGUCUGAUUUCGCUCAUUUUUACAGAGUGACACUGGAAAAUGAAAAUAAUAUUACGUUCCAAAUUUUGUCGAAAUCGCCUAUUGUUCAAUUUUCACACCGGCUUCUAUAGAGCCCCUUUAUACCACCUAUAUACCACCCGUAUAGAAUAAUUAAACAGGAUUUCAGUAUUUAAUUAAAAAAAAAAAUAAAUAAAGCAGUACACAUUUUAUGCAACUGACCAACUAUUUUCAACGCGCUUUUUUUAAAGGGAGAAAAGACGGGAAAAUAUUUAAGCUUAUAUGUUAAGUAGAUACCCUGUAGUUUACUAAGAAAAAUAAUUCAUAGCUCGACUUCGCCCGACACUAUAACAAAAACACAAAUUUCUAAAAAACUAAAAAAAAUUUAGUUUUUUUAAUGAUUCAUUAUUUUCCGGAAAAAAACAUAACAAUACAUUAACUAAAAUAAUUUUUAUAUCGUUAAUAUUAAAUACAUACCAUGUUGUCCUGAAUCCGUGAAAAAUAUUUUCAAUAAUUCCGUUCACGCAAUAAAAAAACCCACUUGUAAUAUCGAGAACAAUGGAGAGUUUCGCGAAUAAGCACGUGCGUUCUGAACAAAGUCUAGGUUCCGACUACUUGUGUGGCAAUAUAGCGGCCUGAAGGUCAUUCAUUUAAUGGGUUCAUUGUAGAACGGUUAUUUAGAUACCGAAAAAAAAUCAAUUUUGAGUACCAUCGCUGCAGUGUAUCAUUUUCAAUUUUUUUCGGUUUUUGAGGGUAAAUGCUCCUAGGUGCGUCGUUCAUACUUAACAGGAGCUGUGGAAUGUUGUAGCUAGAAACGUGAAACCACAAACCGUAAAAAUAUAACCUCAGACGUUAUUGAUUUCUAAGAAUGGAAGUAUUACCUAUGCUGAGAUUCUUAGGGAAAAUUAAAUCCGAAUGUACUCAAAGCGACUUCAAAAAGAAACCCGAAUACGUAAAGAAAACGUAAAGCGCAAGAGGCUGAAAUGCUGCUGCAUCCAAGUGGUUCAGCAAUGUCAGCCGACUCGCAGAAAACAAUGAGUAAAUGUCGUGGUGAGCAAAGAAGAAAUUAAAACUAAGGACGAAGACCUUUAUGCGCUGCAGGGAGAGUUGGGAAUAACGAUAUGGAAAUGUAACCCCAACUCUCCUCAACUGGAAAACACUGACCUUUCAAAUGACUUUGUUCGAAUUAAUGAUGUUAAAACCCAUAGUUGCUAUUUGCCUCCCAGCAUCAAUGACGAUUAAUUUAAGAACAUAAUCGAUCAUCUAGUGACUGAUGUCCGAAGUAAAACUGUUUUAGUAAUAGCCGUCGACUUUAAUGUCAGAUCUAUUGAAUGCGUAUGCUUUUGCUUCCCUUGAUCUUGAGCUCUUAAACACCAACCAGCCCACAUUAAAAAAAUUUGGCCAGCAGUCAGUGGUAGAUCUGACUUUCGUUUAAUUAAGUCUAGUUCGUAGAACUCAUUGGGAAAUAAGUGAUCAUUAUAUUUUCGUAAUCACUAUUGCACUAUAUUCUACUCCGUCUUAAGAGAGCAUAUGACGCAUUAAUGGCCAAGCAUACACGACGCAACCAUUACCCAAAGCAAAAAGCACCAUCUUAUAUUACUGUCAAAACCAAACAAGACCUUGAUAGUCUCGUCCCAUUUCCACCAUUCUGCAUGCUAGACUCCACUUGAAAAAUCUUUCAGCGAAUUAUAUAUCAACGUAUAAAUAAAACCAUAGAUGAUACUGGCGGCUUAUCCGCGAAUCAAUUUGGAUUCAGGAAGGCAAGAUCCACAAUCGAAGCGGUGAACCUAGUAAAGACACUGGCCGAAAAGGCUACUAGUAGGAAACGAUGGAAAGGCGGAAAGUAUAUGAUUGUAACCCUCGAUGUCAAAAUUGCAUUUAAUUCAGCAUCCUGGCAUUGCAUAUUAAUUGCUCUAAAAAGCUUCUCCGUGUCUCCGUACCUAUACAAAAUAAAUGUCAGCUAUUUUAAGGAAAGAAUUCUAAGCUAUAGCAAGGAUUAUGCAGACAUUAAUCCGAAUGAUGCUUAAUGCACGUAGAUCAAAGCAAAAUAAGAGAAGACUCUUGGGUGGAGUUCUGAAGAUCUCGCGCUAUAUGGCGCCGAAGUGUAAGAAAAAGCACUCGAAACUGCCUUAAACCUUUUAGAUAUCUUAGUCGAAGAGACUAAACAACCACUAACAGACUUACCAUCCAGAACCGUAAAGCAAACAUCUAGAACAGAGACGAUGAAGGAGAUGGAAAAGGCGACAGGAGGGUAGUCGAUAUGGACCCUUUAGAUAUCUUAGCCAAAAAGACUAAAAAUUCGGUAAUGGACUUAUCACCCAGAAUCGUAAAGGAAAAUGCAAGAGAAGAGACGGCGAAAAAGUUAGCAACGGCGAUGGGAAGGUAGUGUUGGAUGUUGGUUGUUGAUCUAUGGCAAAAAAGACCACAUGGCGACUCCAAAACUAAACGGACCACUAGAACGUAGACCAAACAAUGGGUUAGGACGUAUGCACGUUCUGUACUGUCCUAGUAUUGUCUAAAAAAAUCUUGUUCAAAUAUAAUUGAAUGCAGUGCCGGGGAAAGGAUAUUAUUAAUUUAAUUUAGUGGACUGUAUUUAUCUGAUACUCAAACUUAUCUUUCUUAAAUUUAGUUCUCUGCUGCUUGUAAUAUCGAUGUUUCUUCUCAUUGACUUUUGGAGGCGGUCAUUGGUUUGUAUACGUAAAUCAUUAGCACCAUGUCGAGAACGUUUCUUUUUGGUUGUGGUACCAGAUUCAUUUCAGUCCUCUUUUGCUGAUGUUCCACCAUCUUCGGAGACUUCAAAUUCCACAUUCAGGGGAAUCAGAGUACAGUUUUGCAUCUAUGACAACAUAUUCAGUCGGUCGUCGUACCUUAUUUUUGCUGCUUGAAAGCUUUUGUCUCAAUUUACGCUCAGUAUUUUUAUACUGUGUUUUCAACGCCAAGUAAUCGGCAUACAUUAAUUUGGAGCAAUGAAAACGGUCGGAUAUAUAGUAUAUUCGUAUUUAGCAAUUCAUCAGUUUAUCAUUUAUUUUAUUAACAGAUGCGAUUUAUCAACAUGAUUCUCCGCAUUAGCAGUAUAUCGUGCCGUACGUGUUGGCUUUUCUACAAAAUCUUCUUUUUCUUCUUAUUUAGUUUUUGAUCUUUUUCUUUCACCACAUAUUCCUCAGCUUCGUCUUUAAAAUACACAUGUUCGAUUACUGAAGCAUCGUCCUCAUCUUAAUCACUUCAGUUUUCAAUUUCUUCAAAAUGUCAAAGUUUGCAACUGUUUAAGAAUGCAUAUGACGUAGAAGGACACCCUAAAGUCUGAGAAAUAUACAUACAUAUGUAUGUAUGUAAUAUCUUUUGAGUUGAAUAUACAUACAAUAUUUACCACUAAUUUAGUGUAAGUGAACUGCAGGGAACGCCAUUGUACUUAUUACUUUCAUUAUCAUAACAGUGCUCUUUUGAGGCCAGCACCCGUGGUCUGCGUCAAAGAAUCGAAACACCAAAAAUAUUUUCUAAUAUUAAUUUCCGCAUGCUUAUCAUUGUUAAUAAUGUCAACGAUUCGAACAGUAAUGGACAUCUGUUCAACACGACAGGUGUUCAAUCUAAUAUUAUUGAAUAAUAUUUAGUAGAGUGAAUUAAUUUUUCCCUGAAUUGCGGGAACGAACAAAGCCAUAUAUUCGACAAAUUAAAAAAAAAAAUUGUCGUUCCCAUUCGAAAAUAUUGUGUCACCAUUUCCUCGAAAAUUACUUCCCAGAACCCUUACUAAUGCAACAAAUCUUUUAACAAAAUUCUGCUAGUAAUGUUCUUGUGUUCUUAUUAGGCGAUGGUUUUCUUCAUCUAUUGUUUGAUUAAUUUGUAUGCUCUUGCAACCAGUUGCUACAGAGUAUUGUAGUUUUGUUCACCUAACGGUUGUACGUAUCACCUAAAACUAAGCGGGAUAUAGGGUUAUAUAAAUGUAUAACAUAUAUAAAUAUACAUAUACGUCUAAUAUGUAAAUGAUCAGAAUGACGAGAAAAGUUGAAAUCCGGUUGACUGUCUGUCAGUCCGUCCGUCCAUGUAAGCUGAAAUUUGAGUAAAAAUUGAGAUACCUUGAUGAAACUUGGUGUGUAGGUUUCUUUAAUUAACUGAAAACAAAAUACUCAAGUUCGGCAUGAGGGAUGGCAGUAGCUAGGGGCACAUGUGAGCAAAAAAUUUUGAAAAAGUGGGCGUGGCCACGCCCUCUAACAAGUUUAAUGUACAUAUCUCUUAAACCACUUAAGAUAAAACAACCACAACCAACCGAACCAGUUGGACACUAUGAAAUGGAUGAAAUCGGAUGAUAACCUCGCUCACUCCCCAUAUAAUGUUACGGUUAAAGACUACUAAAAGAGCGAUAAAUCAAAAACUAAAUUCGCCUGAAACAUUAAAUUUUACCACCGAAGUGCAAAUUGAACGAUGGGCGUGGCACCGCCCACUUUUUGGUGAAAUUUCAUAUCUCGACCAACCGAUUAAGUGCGUGGCAAUUCUACUUACAUUCUUAUUCUUAUUCUUACCACGCCUACUGCUCCUAUAGCACAAUUUUUAAUUCCUCUUGAUUCGUUCAGUUACUAAUGCACAAAUCAAAAAGCAAUAAAUAUAACGGAAUAAAACUUUGCACGAAUAAUGUCUUUAGUGUGUGACAUUAUAGUUGACUUUUGAUGGACAACGUCGGUCAUAUAUAUGAUAUAUAUAUAAUUGAAAUUAAGGGAUUAUCUUUCUUUAUAAUGAUUUGUCUGUAUGUCAAAAAUAGGUUAGCCCUCAUAUACUUAAUAUAAAAUUUUUCGAAAUUCGGGGUGACUUUGUAUCGCAUUUAUCAGCCAAUAUGUGAGUUAUCUCAAUGUAAACAGAAAAACGUCACCCGGAUGUUCGAAAUCCUGACAUUAGUUAUAUAAUAGGGGCUAGGCCAAAUUUUCGCCUAUUUCUCAUAGCCUAUUAUAUAACUAAUGUCAGGAUUUCGAACAUCCGGGUGACUUUAUUUUAUAUGAUUGGUUUUACACCUUAAAGUAUUUCCCUUGCUUUGAUUCGUGCAAGUUGCAACAGUAUAACAUGUUCGGUUGCACCCCAACUUAGCCCUUCCUUACUUGUUAGCCCUGUUUUUAUCUUGAACUGAAAGAUUUCUAAAAAUAUUGAGUACAGUAGCCAUAAAAAGAAACAUAUUCAUCGUUAACAAAAGACCUUUUAUAAUGUCGUACUGAAAAUUUCCUUCCUUCACUUGAAUUGGGGGCCCGAUUAGUAUUUUUCGCAUAUUAGCUGAAAGGUUUUCCCACGUCGCACGAUCGUUUGAAAUAUCAUGAAAUGAAAUGAAAUCAUUCUCUACUUUUGAAAAAAGGAUUGUAAAAAGUAUAAUUUUUCGCACUUCCACACUACAUGUUCGCUUGCUUUUGCGAAUUGAUCCGAAAGUUAAUAUAAAAAAUAUUUUUUACUAUUAUUCAUACAUAUUUACAUACAUAUGUAUGUAUAUGAUACUUUGUGCGCAAUUCAACGGGCUAUUCACAAUCAACGCAUAGCAAUUUACGAAUGUACUAAAUGUUAAUAAUUUUUGUAAUGAAGUAAUUUUGUAAAUUAUUUUUUAUAUUAUUUAAAUCUAUAUAUAUAAAAAUAAUAUAAUAAUAUGUACGUCGCCGAACUAAUCAUAAACACGUCGUACGAUUUCAACCAAACUUACACACUACGUAGGCAGUGGUCCAUAUAUGGUUUAAAUGAAUUUUGGUUGAAAUCCGAUAACGCAUGUGUGUGCGGUGCGUAUGUGAAAUGAGUGUGUUUUUGCCGCAGGCUUUUUUUGUACCGCAUACAGUAUUCAUUAGUAUUGAAUACAUUUUGGUCGUUUGUGUAUUGGAGACCAUUGCACGGAGUGAUGCAAAUAGCAAUUUGUUAUCAUUUCUCUUUUCUCUUAGAACGUCAUUGGUGAUUGAUCUUAUCAUAAUCGAUUUUUGAAAAUAUUAAUUUCCUCGCAUUUUUUGGUGAGUAUUUUGAUAAAAAUAAAUUAAUUUUCGUUAUAAUCAUCGUUUUAAUUUGAAUAUUUUGUUAAAAAAAAUUAAAAAAAAACAAUGAUUACUGAGAUAAAAAUCGAUUGUUUUGCUAAACAAAUGUUCUGAUUGUUACAAGUGACAUAAUCACAAAUUUGAUAUUUUGUGAAAAAAAUUAAAAAAUUACGUGAAUUUUUUUUGUUUAAUGUUCGAUCAGUGAGCUAAAAAUUACUUGGAUUUUUUGGCCAAUCUUUAAUUGAAUUUUGUCACAUUUUCAGCAGAUUUUCGUGUCUUUUCGUCACUUUUUCGUGCUUUUCGAGUGCAGGCGAUCUCGAACGUUUCAUUUUCGCUUCCGAACGGUAAGACAAAAAUUAUUUCGAUUUUUUGGCCAAUUUUUAAUUGAAUUUUGACACAUUUUCAGCUUUUCGAGUCCAGAAUUUGCUGGAUUUCAUCAAUUUAUUACUGAAGUUCUUUAUUAUCUUUAGUUUAGUUUCUUCUAAAAAUCCCACGAAGAGCAAGAGCUGACAUUGGACGUCGGUCGCGUAGAACGCAAAAUAGAUCAAACGAAAGGGAAAAUCAAUCGCAAGAACAGCGAGAACUAGAGAUUGCAAAUACAAGGGAACGUGUUGCAAGAUCGGGUUCAGAUCGUAGGCCGACAAGUAUUAAUCAAAAUGUUCAAAGGCGUGCCGCACAAAUCUACGUUAAUGUUGUUUGUUGUUGUUGGUGCUGGAUUUAGAUAUAAUCACGCAAUUGAUUACAGUUUGCAUAAGUUUGUGGUUAUGCACAUAAAAUUAUGAUGCGACAAAAUCAGGAAAAUCAUAUUUUGAAAUGUCGGAGACUCUUUCAUCAAUAUGUCGUAGACAUGUAUGCAAAGAUAGAAACAGAGCGUUUGAACUUUACUCAAUUCAAUCAACGGAAGUUGCGAUCAGAAGAGUAUAUACAUCUCCCCGAUGCAAUCAAUAAUGACGGAAAUGUUGACAAUGUUGGAAAAGUUGUUAUUUUACCAGCAAGUUACACAGGCAGUCCAAGGCACAUGCAUGAAUAUGCACAAGAUGCCAUUUGCUAUGUUCGUUUGUAUGGUCGACCAGAUUUGUUUAUUACAUUUACAUACAUGUAAUCCACAAUGGGACGAAAUCAAGCAAUAUUUAUAUGAAGGGCAAUCUUCUACAGACCGUCAUGAUAUAACUGGACGAGUAUUUAGACAGAAGCUGAAAUCAUUGAUGGAUUUUAUUGUUAAACAUCAAGUUUUCGGCGAAUUCGAUGUUUGAUGUAUUCGGUGGAAUGGCAAAAGAGAGGAUUACCACAUGCCCAUAUUUUGGUAUGGUUAGUCAACAAAAUAACAAGCGAUCAAAUAGAUGACAUCAUCUCAGCAGAAAUUCCUGAUCAGGAAAUCGAUUUGUUACAAAAAGUAUGAUUCAUAGACCAUGUGGUGUUCUAAAUAUUAAUUGGCCAUGUAUGAAAGGUGGCAAAUGCACGAAGCGGUAUCCCAGAGAUUUGAUUUCCGAGACAAUUAAUGAAAAAAAUGGUUACCCAUGGUAUCGCCGACGCUCAACAGAUGAUAAUGGCAAAUCAAUAAAUCUACGAGUCAAUAAUCUAGAUAUUACAGUUCAUAAUAGGUGGGUUGUCCCCUUUUCGCCAAUACUAUCAAAAGCAUUCAAAUCUCAUAUCAAUGUAGAAUAUUGCAAUUCUGCUAAAUCGAUUAAAUAUAUCUGCAAGUAUGUAAAUAAAGGCAGCGACAUGGCUGUGUUUGGUGUUGCAGAGAACCGAAAUGAUGAAAUAACACAAUAUGAAAUGGGAAGGUAUAUCCGUAGCAAUAAGGCAGUUUGGAGAAUAUUAUCGUUCCCAAUUCAUGAUCGAAAUCCGACAGUUAUUCAUUUGCCAGUACAUUUGCAAAAGGAACAACGUGUAUAUAUCACAGUUGAUACUGCACAGCAAUUUGUAGAGCGACCACCAUCAAUUGUUUCGAAUUGUGUCAAAAUGAUCAAUUUGCUAAAACAUUGCUUUAUUCACAAGUACCAGCAUAUUACACUUGGAAUGCAUCUGGAAAGAAAUGGAACAGACGUAAGCAAGGAAGACCAGUUCAAGGUUAUGCUGGCAUUUUUGAAAGUGAUGUCAUUGGACGUCUUUAUACAGUGCAUCCCAGUCAUGCUGAAUGUUUUUAUUUGCGUCUAUUAUUGAUUCAUGUUCGUGGGCCUACAUCUUUUUUGAGUUUGAAAAGAGGUAACGGUGUCACACUUUUCGUCAAGCAUGUCAGGAAUUGCAUUUACUGGAAGAUGAUAAUCACUGGGAUGCAACACUUAGGAAUGCAUCAGCAACAGGUUCUCCUCAUCAAAUAGGAACAUUAUUUGCUAUUAUUAUUGCAACAUGUUUUCCAUCUGAUCCACUGCAAUUAUGGGAAAAUUUUAAGGAUUUUAUGUCCGAAGACAUUUUGCUUCGAAUGAGCCGAAUUGCAGAAAAGAACUAUUUAAUUAUUACACUUGAAAUGUUUAAUGAGGCAUUGAUUAUCAUUGAAGAUAUUUGUCUGGUAAUAGCAAAUAAAGCAUUGACACAAUUGGGUUUGGCAGCUCCAAAUUGACCAAUGCAUGAUGCAUCCAAUCAAGAAAUAAACCCUGAAAAACAAUAUGAUUUGAAUGAGUUGACCACAUUUAUAUACUUGAAUUUUCGUAAAUUGAAUCCAGAACCAUAAUGGAAUCAGUACGAAACGAAACUGGAGGGAUGUUUUUUUUAGACGCUCCAGGAGUAACUGGCAAAACAUUUCUGAUUUCCUUGCUAUUAGCGACUAUAAGAUCACUGAGUAAUGUAGCAUUGGCACUUGCAUCAUCUGGAAUAGCAGCGACGUUAUUAGAUGGUGGUCGGACAGCCCAUUCUGCACUUAAAUUACCACUGAAUAUGAAUGUAAAUGAAAAUCCCACCUGUAAUGUUUCCAAAAAUUCAGGAAUAGACAAAGUCUGCAACAAUGCAAAUUAAAAGUGUGGAAUGAAUGUAGAAUGGCCCAUAAGAAAUCAGUGGAAGCGUUAUACAGGACAUUGCAAGACUUGCGUAGUAAUGAUCAAUGAUAUUUGGUGGCACUUUGAUUCUGUUGGCUGGUGAUUUUCGUCAGACAUUGCCUGUGAUUCCCCGUUCAACACCAGCAGAUGAAUUAAAAGCAUGUUUAAAGUCAUCUUAUUUAUGGAGGCAUGUAAAAAUACUCAAUUUGACUACAAAUGUGCGAGUACAAAUUCAAAACGAUCCAUCGGCCGACACAUUUUCAAGGCAACUGUUGGCAAUAGGCAAUGGUCAACUUGCUGUUGAUCAUGAAACUGGCUUAAUUAUUUUACCAGAUAACUUUUGUAAUAUUGCACCAACAAAAGAAGAAUUGCUGUCAAGUGUUUUUCCAAAUAUUGCAGAAAAUUAUCGCAAUCAUAAUUGGUUGGCUGAAAGAGCUAUACUGGCCGCUAAGAAUAAAGACGUUGGUCAAACGAAUGCAGACAUUUUAACCCAUGUUCCUGGCGUGGUUGUAACAUAUCAAUCAGUUGGCACGGUUACGGGCUGUUAAUUAUCCGACAGAAUUUUUGAAUUCAUUGGAUUUACCCGGAUUUCCACCUCAUCGUUUACAAUUGAAAGUGGGAGCUCCCAUUAUUAUGCUUCGAAAUAUAAAUCAACCACGAUUAUGCAAUGGGACAAGAUUAGCGGUUAAAAAGGUUAUGAACAAUUUGAUCGAAGCAACAAUUUUAAAGGGGAAGUUUAAAGGUGAAGAUGUAUUGAUUCCACGAAUUCCAAUGAUUCCAUCAGAUUUACCUUUUGAAUUCAAAAGACUACAGUUUAUAGUACGUCUGCAUUUGCUAUUACAAUAAAUAAAGCGCAAGGGCAAUCGUUGGAAUUCUGUGGAAUUGAUUUAGAAUAUCCUUGCUUUUCACACGGCCAGUUAUAUGUUUCGUGCUCACGUGUUGGCAAGCCUUCAGUUCUCUUUAUUUACACAACAAUUCAUGGCAAAACCAAAAAUGUUUCUACGAAAGAGCUCUAAGAUAGUUUAAGUGAUACAUACUCUCAGAUUGUAAGAAACUAGAAUUAAAAGUUGAAUAAUAGGCAACAAAACCAACUUUAUUAAAAACAAGUGUGUUUCUUUUCUUAUUUUGUUUUGCCGUGCGAAGCAGGCACCGGCCCCGCUAGUAAAUUAUAAAAAAAUAACUAAAAUUAUUAAAAGAAAAUUAGCCAGAAUGUUGCUUUAAAAUUUAUGCGCUCUAGGCAUUGCUUCACUUGCUAUAGGGACGGCCGUUCAAGAGAUUCCCUCAGUCUAGGUGCUGACUUCGCUGCCAGUUGCUUUCAAAACAACUGUUGGCAGUAAGUGUAAAAAUAUAUUUAGUGCCUGGCUCGGCGUUGAGAGCUUUACUGAUUAGUCUAAGUACCUUGCCUUAUCUUCUACUGCUAGCCUGGUAUCAUUUCAUAAUGACGGCAUAAUUUCUGGAAUUAUGUGUUUCUUAGUGAACAAUACUAGCUCUGCUAGAAUUUAAGCUUAGUCCUCACAAUACGGGUCAUCAACUUAUGCCAUUUAGUAUUAUCUGCAUAAGAUAAGUGAGGGUAUUCGGAAAUUUACUUCUAAUCGGAAGUGCCACACCAUCAGCGUAGGCCACAACCUCUCUUUUCUAAAUCUAGCAACAUUUUAUUCAUUAUUAAGAUCCAGAGACUUUGAGAUUACGUUCCAUCUUGAGGUGUACCUCUUCGGACAGUUCUCUUCAUCUAUGAAAUUAUUUUCCGGUCUCCUGUCGGUUUUUACCUACGUAUUACCUUUGUUGUAUAACAAAAGCCUAGCAAGUAGUAAAUACAUUAGUUAAAGAGCAGCUCACCCCUUUCGUUGAUGUCUGUGUUGCCCAUUGUGUUGUGUGCAUUGGAUUUACUUCCAAGUAUAGUAAAACACAUGGAUUCUUUGCUGUUAUGUACCAUCUCCUUUACCAACUGCUAUGGUGCAGCCGGGAUCUUGCGUAUCGAUAGCUAUCAGCGUGGCUCCGGGGUAAACUUUUCCAACCGUACGACCUUACUUAUAAGUAUGAGUUACUGUUACUUAAAUAAAGCCAUUUGUAGGGUAGGGUUUUUCCAGUUACGGAGUCUUCGGGUUACAUUUAUCUGGAAUAGCAGCUUUAUUUCCUUUCGCUACACCACUUCGCACAUUCACCGAUUUUACACAUUUCACUGAGUAAGGUCAAAUCGAUCUGCUUAUCAAGGACUGACUAUUUUAAUAGACCAUAUGCUGCUUGACAGUUGUUGAAGUUUAGUUGUAAAAAUCACAUAUUUAUUGUAGGGUUUUUGCUACCUUUUUCUAUAACAGGCAUAUGAGGCUGGCGAUUUCAGUAGUACCUGCUUUCAAGCAAAUCAAGCAUUCUGGUCUACUGGGUCAGUCCUUAGCCUGAUGAUCACUCUCACCACAUCUUCUAUACAAUUUAAUUUAAUCCUAGUCCUUGCAUUUAUGAGGGUCUUCUGGGUCACUAUUAUAAUGCUGGCUAGGUAAUGCGAGUCGGCACAUUGAUGAACUGCUUAAUUGCAGCAGAAUAUCAGCGCCUUGGAUUUAAUGAAUUUUGGUAACCCACUUUUCGAAUUCACUGAAGAUGGAGUCGGACUUAAACUUUUUAAGAAUCUCAGAAUAGACUUCCUUUCAAUUUUUAGAAAAUAAAAUUGUCUGAGGUUAAGUUUUUAGGGGUUUUGUGGUUUUUAGUUUGAAUUUCCUAGGAGUUAUUCCCUUGACAGUCUGUAGUUGAUCGCUUAGUGCGUUGUUUACUCUUUAAAUUCAGCUAGUGCUUGUUUUUGUAGUCUUAUCUUUGAUAUUUCGCUUGGCUGACCAGUGAGGUCGGUUUUAGCAUCGCUAUGGGUUACCAGAGAAUUAACUAUGAUGAUGUUAUCAGUUGGUCGCGUGGUUUUAUCUGUUGUUCAUACGUUAAGCAAUUGAUGUAACGGUGUUAAGCGAUUGGAUGUUUGGUGUUAAUACCAGUAGACCUGGUAAUUGGGUAAUUUCGUUGCUCCGUUGCUCUCAACUUGGUGGCGGUUAUGAUAAUUUUUGUUUUCGUUUAGGAAACAAUAAUCCCCUAAGUGUAUUAUUACACGAGGCGACAAAAGUUGCUAAUUCUCGGGCGAUUCUCUUUUGCUGUCGCCCAUUACCUUCACACGAGCAACUUGUGUUGCGCAACUCUGUUCGAGUUUUUUUCUCAUUCUCUUUCACUUUACUUUAACCCAUUGUCUACUCUUUACUUUAACCCAUUGUCGUUUCUUUUUCCUUAUGGGUACUUGGGCCACUCUAUCACAUAUAUUAAUCAGUUCUGACAAUUAAGAAAUACAUUUUAUUUAUAAUUCAAAAUUAAAACAAAGAUUAUAUGACAGACUUUCGCAUACAUAUGUCACCCUUUUCACUAUCGUCUGAAUCAAUUUGUAUGGCUUUCUCCAUACAUUUCAUAAUAUCUUUAAUUAAUUCGAUUUUUUCGUCAUACUCCAUUUUCUAAAAUAUUUAUAUUAUAUUAUGUAUAUCUGUAUACAUAUUUGCAAAUUACUUGCCAAAAGAUGAAAUUAAAUUUUUUAAAUAUAUUUCAAAUAUUAAUUAAAAAAAAAAUAUACGCAAAUGCAACUAUGUACUACGAAAGAAAGAACACGAAUGCCGAAAAACGUCGCAGCGAACUGCUACGAAUGAGAACACAAAGCGAGUUGCUGAACACUGGAAACUCGGCGCGAUUCUCCUCUCCUCGUCGCCCCCUCGCCUAUAAACCAAGAUUUGCGAGACAAAAGUUGCUGCGUGUAAUAAGCCACUAACUCUGUUGUUGAGCAGAGAUUCCUCAGACAUUUCUCUUAAAGUGAAUUGUGGAUGUUAAGAGGUUCAAACCUACCUAAAAGAGGGAGACGGCAAUACGCGUAUUUGAGAGUGUGCUAUUUUCGUAUUCCCCCUUCUGCGGCCUUCGCCCUUAAUUAAUACAAAUUUCAAAGUAGAAAAUAACACUUACUGCUUCUUCGAUUUAACUGUAGAUUGUUAAAGUAAAGGUUUGGUGGUUGUGUGUAUUCUCUGCGUUCUUGCGCACUCAGACUCAUCAUAAAUCCCAACGUUGAUCUUCUAGAGCUGCUGUCAACACGUGGUGUUUAUACCCUCAUUGGUUUCCUAGGAAGAAAAACACUUAAUCUGUUCACUUGUACGUUAUGUUGUGCAUUUGUAAAAUUUCUUCACCACUGUUCGCACAGAGAGCUAAAUAUAAAUAUAAUAUUUUUACUAUCAAUUUUUUUGUUAGUUAUUUGUUAAUUUUAGAAGAGUAUAGAAAAAAAUUAAAAACUAAAAAAAGUAAAAAAAUUCAAAAAUUAUGAGCUGAUGAAGUGGGGGGUCUCUAAAAAUUUCCACGUGACCAUACCCAUGAUUUCAACCCUCCUAGUUAUCUGAAACCAAAAAAAAAAAAGAUUAGUAAUCUAGAAUAAUGUCGUAAUGGCCGGAACUACGGAAAAGUGGGAAAAAAGUUUUUUCACAAAAUGGCGACUGCCUAAAAAAAAGUUUUUUUUGGAUCAUUUUUUCUGACUAUUUCGAAUUUUUUAAAACUAAUAAAAACAAAAAUUUGGGGAUGGGUCUAGUUCCAACCAUAGACAAGCCUAUAAAGAAGACUCUAUAAAAAUUUCAAGUAAAUCGGUCCUGUAGAACCUGAGAAGUCGUGGGUAUCGUUCCGAAAAAGUCAGUUUUGAGAAAAACGCGUUUAAAGUUUCGCGUAAAGUUUUUUGUUCGAUUAGUUCCGGCCGAACCAGUAUGGAUGCCGGGCCAGAAAAAUGCCUAUAUCUCCGAAAAUAAUUUGAAUUUUGAAAAAUCCUCUUGUACACAUAUUCUUGAAUAGUUAAACUUUGAAAAUAUAAAAAAAAAAUCGAUUUUGUCUUAAUUUCUAGACCAGAAUACCUCCUGAAGGUAUGUUCAUAAAGAUAUGAACAUGAAAGUUUUGUAACCUUAAGAUAGAAUUAUAUAUACAAAAUUAUAUUUUUGACACAACUACAUUAAUACAUAAAAAUAUACAUGUAAACAAUAAAUUAAAUAAAAAGUAUAUACAGUCCACUAAAUGUCAAGUGCAAUGGUAAGCAACAAAAUUGUAAUAUGAGACUUGCUCAUAAAAAUGUGAAAAUCAUUGCACAUAAAAGAAAACUCAUAAAUUAGAGUAUACAUAAUACUAAUAUUAAAAUACAAAAUAUACAUACUCGAAAUAUUAAUGCACACAAGCAACAGAUAAGAAAGUAUCAAGCGUGUGUACGUAUGUGUAUAAGUGCGUUAGAUGCACUAAUCUAAAAAAACUAUAAAAUAUCAAUGCGUUGGUAUCUCAAAAAUGCAAUAAAAAUAUAAUACAUAUUUACACAUGUGUAUGCACACUAAGCAUACACACAUAUACAUAUAUACAUAGUUAAGAAAUUAGAAUUAAGAAAUGUAUUGAGUGAAGAAAUUUUAAUAAAGAAAAUCAGAGUCAAAAGUGAACUCUCACAGUACAGACUUAAGCAAAGACUGUUUUUUCUGUACAUUUGGUCCUUCGAUCCUCUUUUUGAAAAAGAAUCGAGCAAGUGCAAGUACUAGAAGCCUCUUAAACGAAAAAGAGCAUUACUUAGCCAAGUAAAAAUAAAUGUAAGCCGGAAUAGCAAAGACUACCCGCAUUUAUAAAAAUUACUUUUAGUAAAAGUUAAAAAAAUUUUUAAAAGCGUCCUUGUGGCUAUAACAACAAGAACAGUGCAAAAAAAAAAUAUAUAUGUAUAUACAAAACCAUCUAUAAAAAAGCAAAUAUGAAGAAUUUGCUAACACGACAGAAGGAGUUGGGAGAUCUAGCUGCGUUGGAGGAGCAGAAAAUCCUGAGCGGAAAAAUAAGAAAGGCUUCAUGUCUGGAAUAUAUGGAUCAUAUUCAGACUGUUAUGAAAGAGUUUACUGCAAAUCAUAAUAAUAUAAUGGUUAAGAAGAGUCAAGAAGCUGAGGAAUACAUUGCGAAGAACUACUUCGAGCAUGUAAUGCAAACAAUGGAGAAUUCUAUUCAGAAUUUAAGAAUUCAAAGUACUGCCGAAGGUGUUUCAGCAGUGAGCAGCAUGUGGCAAAUAGAAUCUACGCCACAAACUAUUCAGGUCGCACCACCUGAAGCCGCGUCUGGCGUUGAAAGAAAAUAUCAACGUCGAGCAAAAAUGCUCAAAAGCACGAUGGAUGAAAUACGAAGAAAUGCAUUGGAUUUUCUCGAGCAAAUGAGAGAAUUCAAAACCAAGCUUCAAAUACAAUUUGAAAAUGUUGAAGAAUCAUAUUUUGAAACUCAAAAUAUCAAAUUAGUUGAAACAACUGAAGAAUCUAUUGAGGAACAAAUAGAUGUAUUUCGUCAAGAAUACAAAAUCAUCAUCGAAAGGAUAACGGAGAAAUUAAAUAAUUAUAAUUCACCACAAACAAUGUAUUCCAAUAUAAAACUGCAGGAAAUUAAAAUUCCGAUGUUUUACGGUGAAAUGAAACAAUGGUCGUCAUUCCACGAUCUUUUUAAAAGUUUGGUGCAUGAUUCGAAGCACUUUACAGAAGUGGAAAAGAUGUUCCGAUUGAAGACAUCAUUAGGUGGAGAAGCUGGUAGAUUAAUUCAACAUCUACCAGUAACAGCAACAAAUUAUGAAGCUGCUUGGCAAAUUCUCAAGGAAAGGUAUGAGAAUAGAAGGCUACAAUUUACAGCACAAGUAGACAGACUACUUGAUCAACCGACAGCAAAUGGAGAAAGUGCACAAAGCAUGAAGCAGCUGUUAGAUACCACCAAAGAAUGCAUUUAUGCUUUAAAAGGGCUAAAUCUAAAUUUAAAUGACGAACAAGCCAUCAUAGCUCGGAUAGUGGUUCGAAAACUAGACAAAGAAAGUCUACGUUUAUACGAGCAAAACGUAAAAAAAAGUAGGGAUAUACAAAGCCUAGAUGACGUCUUCAGUUUUCUGGAACAGCAAUAUCAAGCUCUAGAUGCAAUACGCGACAGAAAACCAACUAAAUGGAACAAUCAAAAGCAGCCACAGCGAACACCUACAUUUUAUACAGCGGCACAAAAUAAUUGUGUAUACUGCAAGGUUCCUGGGCAUCAAAUUGGUGAAUGCAGAAAGUUUCAGACAUUGACUACGAUGAAUCGAAGAAGAUUCAUAACAAACAACAAGUUAUGCUACAUUUGCCGUGAUCACGUAUAUGAAGGAAAAUGUAAGUGAAAUAAGUGUGAAAGAAAUCAUCAUAAUUUAUUGCACUUCAAUGAAUUCCAAAAAGGAAAAGGAGGAAGUGAAGAAAAUGUCACAAAAACAUCUUCCCCAAUGAUGACGAAACAUUCGGAAAUGGCGAUACUCCUAGCAACAGCACAGAUAAUGGUGAAGGCAGCAAAUGGAGAGUAUGUGACAUUGCGAGCUCUAAUCGAUCAAGGAUCCCAAAAACUACUAUUUCCGAAGAAGCAUCUCAAUACUUCAUUUACCAAGAAGAAGAGAAGUAACUGAACUACAAGGUUUAGGAAAUACCUCAGUGGGAGUGUCCAAAUUUAAAAUCAACAUUAAAAUCAAGCCGAGAUUCCUAAGCAACGAGGCGUACAAUGUCGAAGCACUAAUUUUGCCGAAAAUAGCGAGUGCUCAACCAGACAAAACGUUUAAAUGGGAUGUAGAACAAUUGAAAAACUACACUUUAGCUGAUCCCAAUUUCAAUAAAUCAGAUCGAAUCGAUAUUGUCAUUGGAAGUGACAUAUAUGCCGACAUACUAGAAGAAGGUAUAUUUAAAAAGGAUCGAAUACUAGGUCAAGCUACGAAAUUGGGCUGGAUAUUGUCGGGAGUUUUACAACAACCGAGAAAAAACAAUACAAUUUUAGCAGCGGUUACUACAACAUUGGAGAAGUUUUGGGAAAUAGAAGACACUAAAACUCCAGCAGAUACAGCAGAUGAUGAUGAAUACCUAAGAAUUUUUGAAAAAACAACUGUAAGAAAUGGAAAUAAUCGAUUUGUCGUCAAUCUACCUUUUAAACAAGAAAAAGAAUUGGGCGAUUCUCGCAAACAAGCUAUGGCGAGGUUUCUUAAUCUUGAGAAAAGGUUCGCUACAAAUAACGAGUUAAAACAACAAUAUGUGCAAUUUAUGAAAGAAUAUUCAGAAAUGGGCCACAUGGAAAAAGCAAGUGAAAAUAAAUGCGGAAAAUACUAUUUGCCACAUCAAGCAGUGAUUCGAGAAGAUAGUAGAACGACUAAACUACGAGUAGUUUUCGAUGCGUCUGCAAAAACUACAAAUGGAAGUAGUUUAAAUGACAUCCUCUUCAUAGGACCGAGACUUCAAUUUUUAUUUAUACAGAAACUUUGGUUGAUGAAACUCAACUGGGACGAGUUUCUUGACGAGAAUUUAACAAAAGAAUGGCAAGAGUUUAUGCAGCAUAUACCAGAGAUAAAACAAAUAAAAAUUCCUAGAUGGUUUGAAACUAAAAACAACUUUAAAUUUGAACUACAUGGAUUCGCAGAUGCUUCAGAGAAAGCUAAUGCAGCAGUUGUAUAUACUAAAGUUGGAUCAGUUAUAACAAUUGUUGCUGGUAAAACUAAAGUGAAUCUAAUUAAAAAUAAGGAAACGUUACCAAAACUGGAACUAUGCGCGGCUCACCUACUUGCUAAAUUGCUGCAAAGGCUAAAAACAGUCAUCAACAGAGAAAUGAAAAUAUUUGCUUGGAGCGAUUCAACUAUAACGUUAGCAUGGAUAAAUAAUUGCCAAAGUAAAGACAGAUUUAUUAGAACACGAAUAGAAGAAAUCAAAUUACUUGUUUCCAAUGCGAAAUGGCAACACGUUGGAACAAAGGACAAUCCAGCUGAUGUAGCAACCAGAGGGGUACUGGCGAACAAACUAAUAGAACACGAUCUAUGGUGGAAGGGACCAAAAUGGUUGCGAGAAGAGGAACAUCAUUGGCCAAUAAAGAAGAUUAUUCAAAUCGAUGCAACGUAUGUGACAACCUCAGAGGAAUUACAUUUCUUGGAUAAGGUAAUACUUAAAUAUUCUAGUUUAAGCAAAUUAAUAAGGGUAGUAGCUUAUAUUUUGCGAUUUGUAAAAAGAAUAAGAGGGAAAAAAUGCCCUGAAUACUUAGUUAAAUCUGAAAUGAAGGAAGCUGAAGAAAUGUUAAUAAGAUAUCAGCAAAAAUUACAAUUUAGAGAGGAAAUUCAGAGUUUAGAAAUAAAAAAAGAAAUUAAUCAUAAAAGUAGCAUUGCAAGCUUAAAUCCAAUUUUGGAUAAUAAGGGAAUCCUUCGUGUAGGAGGUAGAUUGGGUAAUUCAAAUCUGCAAUUUAAUCAAAAGCACCCAAUAAUAUUAAAUAAGUCACAUUUGUCAUCAUUGAUAAUUGAAAAUAUUCAUAAAAUAACUUUACAUGGAGGAAACAAGUUAAUGGAAUCAAUGAUUAGAAGGAAUUACUGGAUUGUUGGAUUGAAGAAUUCUAUAAAAAAAACAAUUCGAACUUGUAGUAGAUGCGUACGUUACCGCAAAGAAGUAGCAAAACAAUUAAUGGGAAAUCUUCCAGAAUUCCGAGUAUCUAUGUCAAUUCCAUUUACACACGUUGGUAUAGACUAUGCAGGACCGAUUCAUAUGAAAUGUUCAAAAGGACGAGGACAAAAAACAUUUAAAGGAUAUAUAGCUGUAUUUGUUUGUAUGGCAACAAAAGCUAUUCAUUUAGAAGCAGUAAGUGAUUUAACAACCGAAGUGUUCCUAGCUGCUUUGAAAAGAUUUUUUGCUAGAAGAGGUAAACGUCAACAUAUAUAUUCGGACAAUGGAACAAAUUUUGUCGGAGCUUGUAGAAGAUUAGACCGAGAUUUUAAAAUGGCAAUCAAAAAUAAUUCAGCCGUAGCUCCCAUAUUAGAAGCAGAUAAAAUUCAAUGGCAUUUCGGGCCCCCGGCAGCUCCUCACUUCGGAGGAAUUUGGGAGGCAGGAGUGAAGUCGGUGAAAUAUCAUUUAAAAAUAAUGAUAGGCGAAACUAAAUUGACAUUUGAAGAACUGAUUACUUUACUAUCACAGAUUGAAGCAGUACUGAAUACACGACCUUUAUGUGCGAUAGAUAGUGAAAGCGAUAUAGACGUUUUAACGCCUGGCCAUUUUUUAAUAGGAUGUCCAAUAAUAGAUUGUCCUGAAGCAAUUAAUGAUAACCAAAUAGGUUUAUUAGAUAGAUGGAAAUUAAUACAAAAACUUAAAAAAGACUUUUGGAAACGAUGGAAAGCGAAUAUGUUGUAAUGUUGCAACAACGCAUGAAGUGGAAAACCAAACAAGCUAAUCUCGUACAAGGACAAAUAGUUAUUAUUAAAGAUGAAGAAACUCAUCCAGCCAAAUGGCCAUUAGGAAAAAUUAUUGAAACUCUUCCGGGAAAGGAUGGAAAUAUAAGAGUUGUAACUCUAAAAUUACAAAAUGGCAUACUUAAACGGCCCGUUCACAAAUUAUGCCCACUGGAGGUAACAAACAGCAGUAGAGCAGAGGAAGCAAAUUAUGUGACAAGUUUGCUGACUUCGAGAAUAACAAAAAAUACUGCAACCUCAGAACGACCGAGUAAAUCAAGCAAAUUGAUGAUGUGGUUCUUAACGAUACUCAUGCUAGCAACACAAACUAAGUCAUUAUACAUUAAUGAUACAUCUAAAUCAGGAGCUUCAGUGACUAAACUAAAAAAUAAUACAGCAAUAUAUUUGGAACCGAUUAGUAAAAUGGACAUAAUAAAUUCAAAAUGGAAUUUAAUAGUCUAUUACGAAUUAGGUACUUAUUAUGAUCGGAUGCAUAAAAUACAAGAAUUUAUUAACAGACUUGAAAAUCAAUGCAAAAUAUUGACCUAUUACGAAGAUGCCUGCAUAAUGAUUACUGCAACUUUAAAUGACAAAUAUAAUAGUCUUAAAGCAAAUAAUGAAUUGUUUAUGAAAAAACAAAAUAGAAAAAAGCGAGCACCAUUCGAAUUCGUUGGUUCAAUUUACCAUAUAUUAUUCGGAAUUAUGGAUGCUGAUGACCGAGAAAAUAUGGAAUCAAAUAUUAGAAAUAUUUUCGACAACCAAAAAGAUAUAGUAAAAUUGUUUAAAAGGCAGACAUCGGUAGUUGAUUCUACCAUAAAUAUAUUAAAAAAGACAACAGAUGAAGUUAACCGUAAUUUUGAGAAAAUGAAUCAACAACUUAAUAAAUUUUAUAACGAACUAAUGUGGGAUUAGCCUCCUCAACAUCGCAUAUAAGGUUCUAUCGAGCGUAUUGUGUGAAAGAUUAAAGCCCACCGUCAACAAGCUGAUUGGACCUUAUCAGUGUGGCUUCAGACCUGGUAAAUCAACAACCGACCAGAUAUUCACCAUGCGCCAAAUCUUGGAAAAGACCCGUGAAAGGAGAAUCGACACACACCACCUCUUCGUCGAUUUCAAAGCUGCUUUCGACAGCACGAAAAGGAGCUGCCUUUAUGCCGCGAUGUCUGAAUUUGGUAUCCCCGCAAAACUGAUACGGCUGUGUAAACUGACGUUGAGCGGCACCAAAAGCUCCGUCAGGAUCGGGAAGAACCUCUCCGAGCCGUUCGAUACCAAACGAGGUUUCAGACAAGGCGACUCCCUAUCGUGCGACUUUUUCAAUCUGCUGCUGGAGAAAAUAGUUCUAGCUGCAGAACUUAAUCGAGCAGGUACAAUUUUCUAUAAGAGUGUACAGCUGCUGGCGUAUGCCGAUGAUAUUGAUAUCAUCGGCCUCAACACCCGCGCCGUUAGUUCUGCUUUCUCCAGGCUGGACAAGGAAGCAAAACGAAUGGGUCUGGCAGUGAACGAGGGCAAGACGAAAUAUCUCCUGUCAUCAAACAAACAGUCGUCGCACUCGCGACUUGGCUCCCACGUCACUGUUGACAGUCAUAACUUUGAAGUUGUAGAUAAUUUCGUCUAUCUUGGAACCAGCGUAAACACCACCAACAAUGUCAGCCUAGAAAUCCAACGCAGGAUAACUCUUGCCAACAGGUGCUACUUCGGACUGAGUAGGCAAUUGAGAAGCAAAGUCCUCUCUCGACAGACAAAAACCAAACUCUAUAAGUCUCUCAUAAUUCCCGUCCUGCUAUAUGGUGCAGAGGCUUGGACGAUGUCAACAGCGGAUGAGUCGACGUUGCGAGUUUUCGAGAGAAAAAUUCUGCGAAAGAUUUAUGGUCCUUUGUGCGUUGGCCACGUGAAUAUCGCAUUCGAUGGAACGAUGAGCUGUACGAGAUAUACGACGACAUUGACAUAGUUCAGCGAAUUAAAAGACAGCGGCUACGCUGGCUAAGUCAUGUUGUCCGGAUGGACGAAAACACUCCAGCUCUGAAAGUAUUCGACGCAGUACCCGCCGGGGGAAGCAGAGGAAGAGGAAGACCUCCACUCCGUUGGAAGGACCAAGUGGAGAAGGACCUGGCUUCGCUUGGAAUAUCCAAUUGGCGCCACGUAGCGAAAAGAAGAAACGACUGGCGCGCGGUUGUUAACUCGGCUAUAAUCGCGUAAGCGGUGUCUACGCCAAUUAAGAAGAAGAAGAAUAAAAGAUCAAAAUGCUGAACGAAUGACCUUGAUGUUUCAUAUAUUAACCAUUUCAAUAGGAAUAGUUAUGGACGAAUGUGAAGAAAUCCAAACUUCAAUAAUUAAUCUCCAAAACUAUUAAAGCCUUCGCAACUUAAUAAAGAAAUUGAAUUUAUUAGAAACAAACUACCACACAAAUUAAUACUACCUGGAAGACAAUCGGGUAACGAAUUAAAAGAAAUUUAUAAAUCGAUGACUGCUAAAGGUUUAAUUGUUGAUUCACGGCUAGUCAUAAACCUAGAAAUUCCCUUAAUAUCGUAUGAACCGUCAAACGUAUAUAAAUUAAAUCCACUUCCAAUAAAUUACAAAGGGAAUAUGAUUAUUCCAGAAAUAAAGGCAGAAUAUUUAAUAUACAAGUUUGAUUUGAAUCAAUAUUCACUUAUAAACCAAGUAGAUCUAGAUAAAUGUUCUACUAACUCAGAGAAUCAUUACCAAUGUCCUGGAAAUUUAGCUUGGAAAUCAGCGACGGAUAAUUCAUGUGAAGUAGCAGCUUUAAAACAAUUAGAAAAUGAAGCAUGUGAUUUCAAACCUUCUACAAAUACGUUUGGAUAAAAUUAUCUUCUUAAUAUCGGUGGCUUUAAAAAUUAUUUAGCAAAGCAAUGAUAUAUCUAGAAUGUGAUAAUAAUCAACAAAUGCAUAUGGAAAUCCCUAGUCAAGGCAUUAUGACAAUAAGAGAAGAAUGCACAGUCCGGCAUGAAGGAGUAACUGUAACAGCAACUCAUCACGUACAAUCUUAAAUUAAAAAAGAAUUGCUAUCCUCUUCUUGGGUUAAAGAUAUUGAAGAUAUUCCAGAACUACAAAUAAAACCUUUUGAUUCAACAUUAAUAAACAAUACCAAAGAUAUCGUACAUCUUAAACAACAAAUAGAACUCCUCAAAACAGAAAAUAUAAAAUUAAAAAGUAUAAAUUUUCAUCACGUAAGUGGUCACGUUUCGCUAACAUUAGUUUUGAUAAUAGUUAGCAUUAAUCAUUACUAUUUUAUAUAUAAGAUCCAAAUGUGUAACAAGAACUGUGACUGUUCCAUUUGAACUUCCAGUUAGACAUAGUUAAAAAAUAUUAAUAAUAAAAUAUAAUAUAUAAGUAAAGUUAAGAUACAACUUUGGCCCCUGGCAGAAUGUUCAUAAAGAUAUGAACAUGAAAGUUUUGUAACCUUAAGAUAGAAUUAUAUAUACAAAAUUAUAUUUUUGACACAACUACAUUAAUACAUAAAAAUAUACAUGUAAACAAUAAAUUAAAUAAAAAGUAUCUACAGUCCACUAAAUGUCAAGUGCAAUGGUAAGCAACAAAAUUGUAAUAUGAGACUUGCUCAUAAAAAUGUGAAAAUCAUUGCACAUAAAAGAAAACUCAUAAAUUAGAGUAUACAUAAUACUAAUAUUAAAAUACAAAAUAUACAUACUCGAAAUAUUAAUGCACACAAGCAACAGAUAAGAAAGUAUCAAGCGUGUGUACGUAUGUGUAUAAGUGCGUUAGAUGCACUAAUCUAAAAAAACUAUAAAAUAUCAAUGCGUUGGUAUCUCAAAAAUGCAAUAAAAAUAUAAUACAUUUUUACACAUGUGUAUGCACACUAAGCAUACACACAUAUACAUAUAUACAUAGUUAAGAAAUUAGAAUUAAGAAAUGUAUUGAGGGAAGAAAUUUUAAUAAAGAAAAUCAGAGUCUAAAGUGAACUCUGACUUAAGCAAAGACUGUUUUUUCUGUACAAGGUAUGCUAAUGAAAAAUAUACUAAGUAUUACUCCUAUUUUAGUUUACCCGCUGCCUUUAUUUAAAUUUCAUCGAAUUUUUUGAUUAAAAUUGUCAGUGCAUUCAAAAACCAACAGUGGUGCACUUAACAAAUAACCAAUUUCAAAUUUCGAAACCAAUAUUUUAACUGUUAACGAAAAUGAUAUAAUAAUUCAACUAACAUUGGGUUGUCAAAAAAGUCUUGCGGUAUUUUUAUUGAUUUUUUUUUUUAUUGAAAUUAAAAUGAAUUUUUGAUGACUCAUGCUCAGCUCUUGACCGAUGCUACGGCUGCUACUAUGCCGGUCUCUUUCGACCAAUUCAGCGAUUUUAUCGCAAUUUUUGACGACAGGCCUUCCGGAGCGUGGCGCUCCGGACCUCUACACCAGAACGAAAACGUUGAAACCAUCGUUGUGCGGUGGAAAUGGAAACUGUAUCUAUGGACCCGAUACAGUUUCCAUUUCCUGCACAAAUUUUAUUGGCGGCUUGAGAUGCAUUUUUGCCUUUAUCGUAGUAGUACUGUAAAAUAUGCCGUAUUUUCUCUUUAUUCUGCUCCAUGUUUGCGACGCUAUAACUCACGAACGACUUAAAAGAAACGACAAUCAAUCAAACACGUGUUAGCGCGUGAAAUGAGCUUUCCAAAAAGGUAUAGCAUGACCCGAUGCGACGAAUAAAACUAGAACUACGCGCUUUCAGCGCCAUCCAGCGAAAUUACCGCAAGACUUUUUUGACAACCCAAUAUAUAAUUUAAUAGACUUUAUUUGAUGUAAAGCCACACAUCUUCGCAGGAUGGAGUUCAUUAAACUCAUGCUCUUAUUAAUCGGAUUGAUUGCCGUUCCACAUUCCAGCUUUUAUUAGUCCGCAUUUUUGCAAAACCAUAUUAAAUGAUAUCUCCCCACUCAUUUUUAAAUGGAUUCAAAUCAAGGAAUAGAGCGGUCCAAGCUUUAUGACCAAUAUUGUUGUGUUGGAGAAAUCCUUUACGCUCCUCUUAUGUUUUUACCCAUUUGUGUUUUUGAAAGGCCGAUAUUUACAAAAUUUCUUCCAUGCAGCAUAGGAUUUUCUAUCAGUUGGAUAUAAGUACAUACGUAUUUGAGCUGGUCCAUAAUAUAUUAAAAGAUAUAUAAAGGCUAUGUACAAUAAGCAGCGCCAAACCAGUUCUGCUGUAUACUGAGACAUAUCGGAUCAAUUUUUAGGAUUAUAGAUUAUUUUUGAAAAUGAUUUAUCCGAUCAGUAAAACUUUGAAACUUUUCACGAUUUCGACUUUAACUAUUUUAACCAAGACUCCUUCAUUCGAUAAAGAAUCUUUUUUUUUGAAGAACUUAACUGACAGAUGGCUGCUAAUCGGACGUUGAAAAAGCGGCCCUACGUGGAUAUUUGUAAACCGAAAUCUGUUUUUCUUCUUCUUCUUCCUGGUCUUUCCAACGGAGUGGAGGUCCUCCUCUUCCUCUGCUGUCCCCGUCGGAUACUGCGUCAAAUACUUUCAGAGCUAGAGUGUUUUCGUCCAUUCGGACAAAAUGACCUAGUCAGGAUAGCCGCUGUCUCUUAAUUCGCUAAACUAUGUCAUACAGCUCAUCGUUCCAUUGAAAUGGAUUUUCGCUGUGGCCAAUGCGCAUAGGACUAUAAAUCUUCCGCAGAACUUUUCUCUUGAAAGCUCGCAACGUCAACUCAUCGGAUGUUGUCAUCGUCCAUGCUUCUGCACCAUAUAGCAGGACGGGAAUAAUGAGUGACUUAUAGAUUUUUGUUUUUGUUCGUCGAGAGAGGACUUUAUUUCUCAAUUGCCUAUGUUCAUACCAAAUGAACACAUCCCUGCAUUGUCCUCCUAACUCGUCGAAAUACGAAUUAGAGGACAAUGCAAAAAACACCCAACAGCGCCAAUAUAACAACGAAGAACCCAACAAAACACAAUAAAACGAAUCACCACAGUGGACGGACACAUACAGGCGCCAAAAUAAAAGCAGCAGCAAUAACAACCACAGCAGCAGCAACAAUAUCAACAGCAUCAGCAGUAACAACAGCAGCAGAAUCAAUCUCAACGCGGGAAAAUUCAACCACAUCAGGUUACAUAUAAAUUUAUAAUUAGAUUAAGUAUAAUCGUAAUUAGUUUUGUACACUAACAUACAAUUAUACACAUCCACAUCCAAUUGUACUUAUUCACCCAUAUACAUACAUACAUAUAUUAUAUUUACUCAAAUAUACACACAUCCGAAUUGUUACCCGAUUUCUAAUCAGUUUUUAUUUUAUUUGGCACACCGGCAAACACACGUCGAUCACCCCGACAUUUUGGUCCUUCGAGCCGGAUUGUCCGCCUAAUAAAAUAAACCCACCCACAUCAGCGUUUGGAUCAGGAUUUUGGAUCAUCAGGAUUUGCACAUUUUCACCCACCCAAUCAACUAUAUUUCGAAUCAACAGGAUUAAUAUUUACCCACCCAAUCAACUACUCAACCACUUUAUCAUCAAACCCAUACGUGGAAAAAUUUGACAUGGCCCCUCAAAGCAGUACGAAGCCAAUUUGCAGCCGCCAAAGCAGCCCCACACUCACUGUGCGAUCGCUUAGCGUGACCCGUAGCAUCAGCCCACUCUCCGACGAAGGAACCCUGGCAAGACGCCUGCAUCGCUUUAAAGCGACCCUUUCCCCCAUUCGAGAGGAGCGUGGAAAUACGCAUCGCACGGCCCGACGUACCAUCAGCCUUUCCCCUCUUCGAGAAGAACGAGGAAGUACCCAUCGCACGGCCCGGCGUACUAUCAGCCAUUCAACAAAACGAGCACACAAACACGUCGCCUGUGGAUUGUGUAAAAAAGAUCACAGACUGGUAACAUGUUCUAAAUUCACCAAAAUGAACAUCAAUGAAAAGUUUGACGCAGUUAAUAAACACAAGUACUGCGUCAAUUGCUUGGCCAGAUCGCAUUCCACCCAAAAGUGCACAAGUAAAAAACGAUGUGCCACGUGUAAUGGGGAACACCAUUCAACCCUACAUGGGCACCCCAGGUUGUUCUGCAAAGAGCCAACGAAAUCAUCGAAGAGCGAAGAAAGAUUGCACAGACAAAAAGAUCUACCCACGCUACUGGCCAAGCCGACCCUCAUACCAACAGUCAUGGUCAAAGUCAAACACGAUGGAAAAUGGAACAAAAUACGAGCCAUAGUCAACCCGACCCGAAAGGUGACUAUAAUUGCGUCAGAGCUGGUUCAGAGAUUGAGGUUACCGAAAACGUACCUCGACUCGCAUCGCAUAUGCAAAGUCGUCAUAGGAUCGUUAACUGAUUCCGACUGGCAUGUCGAAGUUAACUGCCUAUUGACGCAUGAUUUACCGACCCGACCCUAUAAUCGUGACUUAAGUGGCGAAAUCAUUAAGAAGUUCGACCACUUAGUCCUAGCCGACCCUAAAUUCUGGAAAGACGAUCAAAUCAUGUUGGAACUGGGAGCUGACAUCUACCCAAGAUUGAUGAAACCCGGACUAUUCAACCCCGACAACAGCACCGUGAUCGCACAAAACACCGCACUCGGUUGGACUUUAACCGGUGCUUGUGCGAUUUAAACCCCAAGUAUACCUCCAACCCGUUGAUAAUAAUACUCAUUUACCCAAAUCAAAAUAGAUCUAAAAAUCUUUUUAUUCGCAGACACUGCAAGGCGGCCGGGAUGUUCAUACCAAAUGAACACAUCCCUGCAUUGUCCUCCUAACUCGUCGAAAUACGAAUUAGAGGACAAUGCAAAAAACACCCAACAGCGCCAAUAUAACAACGAAGAACCCAACAAAACACAAUAAAACGAAUCACCACAGUGGACGGACACAUACAGGCGCCAAAAUAAAAGCAGCAGCAAUAACAACCACAGCAGCAGCAACAAUAUCAACAGCAUCAGCAGUAACAACAGCAGCAGAAUCAAUCUCAACGCGGGAAAAUUCAACCACAUCAGGUUACAUAUAAAUUUAUAAUUAGAUUAAGUAUAAUCGUAAUUAGUUUUGUACACUAACAUACAAUUAUACACAUCCACAUCCAAUUGUACUUAUUCACCCAUAUACAUACAUACAUAUAUUAUAUUUACUCAAAUAUACACACAUCCGAAUUGUUA
Bactrocera dorsalis (oriental fruit fly) is the source of this 39991-nucleotide messenger RNA. RefSeq lists its product as uncharacterized. The coding region runs from base 27477 to 28892 and encodes 471 amino acids. Lineage: Eukaryota; Metazoa; Arthropoda; Insecta; Diptera; Tephritidae. The record is from RefSeq and is a predicted model, not a curated record. The transcript has 2 exons.